Cotesia congregata is the source of this 1527-nucleotide messenger RNA. Lineage: Eukaryota; Metazoa; Arthropoda; Insecta; Hymenoptera; Braconidae. The record is from the annotation of a GenBank genome assembly.
AUGCUACGUAGUACUAUUAGGUGGAUGACAGGUAUGACAAGUGUUGAAAUGGAUCAGAAACCAGUUGUUGAUGAAGGCGGGCCCAGUUCUGAUGUCCCUAAGACACCAGAGGCGAUUGAGGUGGAUAAUUCACAGACGAUUCUGUUGAAAAUAGCGACUUUGUAUGCUGAGCGGUUGAUGAAUGAUAUUUGCUUGGUGGUUGAUGGUGUAGAGUAUCCAGCUCAUCGUUUAAUUUUAUGUGCUUCUAGUGAUGUAUUUCAGGUGAUGUUAAUGAGCCCGCAGUGGACAGAAUCCCAAGAAAGCCGCGUAACUCUCCAAGAAACUCCUCAGUGCGUUCCAAUAUUUAGUGAAUUUCUCCGCUACUUCUACACCGGACAAAUCCGUAUCAGCUACGAAGUAGUCCUGCCAAUCCUCUCACUAGCAGACAAGUACAACGUUCGAGACCUGAUAACCCUGUGCCUUGAGUACAUGCAGAACCACAUCGCAGUAGCAGCUAUCCACGGAACCCUAGUGUCCUGGCUGGACUACACCUCGAACUGCGGGCACUACGCGAUCACCCAGACCUGCCAGAACUUCAUCAAGUGGAACGUCGAGCUGGUAGCUAAAACCGCGGACUUUGGGAACUUUGAACUGGAUGUCUUAGUAACGCUCUUGCACCAGAGCUCGCUGGUCAUCCGGGACGAGAUGACGCUGUACAAAUGUCUAGAGUCGUGGCUGGACCACCAGGUACAGAGAUUGAAGCACCAGCUGACGCCUACUGAGUAUGAGAUGACAUUAAAGCAGCUGGUGAUUGCUGUGAUGACUCCUAUUAGAUUUCCAAUGAUGUCUCCAAGACAACUCGCGGAAUUGUUGCUAUCGCCUCUGACUAAUAAGUACAAAGAAUUUUUUGUUGAAAGAAUGGCUAUUGGAAUGUCCUUCCACUCGGGACAGCAUGACCGGGUCCAGGAUGUUAUUAAGAAUGAAGAAGAUGGCGCGCUGCUUUUUGAACCCAGGCUUUAUACUGUUGAUACCUGCAGCAGUCUGCUGACCAUUGAAAAUUUUCAUAGUCUGCCUUCAUACCAUACACGGACGCUGGUAUUCUCCAGUCAUUCAUUCCUAGCAGAGCACGCGGGUGACAGAGCUUGCGAGUGGGUUGUAGACAUUUACCCCAAGGGUGUCUGGUUCAAGAAAUUCUUCCUGAUCGUCUGGCAAGGAACCGUCGAAAUGCCCGAGCACGUCAUCCGGUCCGUCAGGCUAUCAUUGACCUGCAAAGAGCCACCCAUUGAAGCCGACAAUGACAUGCGUGUAAAAAUAGGAGUUCUUAUCUACGGACUCCAAGAUGGCGUUGAGCACAUCGCCAGGGUCACCGAAGUGAUUCACAGAUUCAAUAAAACAGACCGUGUCCUUAAUUUAGACGAUCUACUGCCGUUUGAAGAAUUGAACCCCCAGCAAAGCGCUAGAUCUCUUGUUAAUCCCGUUUCUCCGUACUUAGUCGGGCCCAACAAAGACAUGCUUAAACUUCACAUUGUUAUUUCACCGGCUAAUUAA